Molecule: messenger RNA, 3461 nt
Organism: Helianthus annuus (common sunflower)
Lineage: Eukaryota; Viridiplantae; Streptophyta; Magnoliopsida; Asterales; Asteraceae
Product: cation-chloride cotransporter 1
Exons: 13
Coding region: 295-3255 (986 amino acids)
Biological process (GO): transmembrane transport; monoatomic ion transport
Cellular component (GO): membrane
Molecular function (GO): chloride:monoatomic cation symporter activity
Source: RefSeq, a predicted model, not a curated record
UAAGAAAAAAAAUCCAAUCUCUUUGAAUAUACGUUUCUAGAUUAUCUCAACUUUGCCAAAUCAAAUGUGAGAUUUGCUGUUUUCUUACUCGAUUCAAAAAACGAACACACCGUCCACUCUGUUUCUCUCUCCAAAUAUACACACACACGCGAAAUCUGUGCCUUUUCUAUCUCUACAAUUAGAUUGGAUCUCACAAUCUCUCCAAAUCACAUAUACGUACAUACAUCAAUAUAUACAUACAAAUAUCGCCGUCAUCAUAACCGCCGCAACAUACUCACAGAUCCGCCGGAAUCAAUGAGGAAUGAGGAGAUUGAGAGCUCCGACGACAACGAACUGCCGUCGUCGGCGCCACGUAUCGGCCGGAAAUACGAUCCCGUCGUUGCGCAUGAUCACGAUCCUGUUGUUCUCGAGAUGGCGUCAUUCGAUCGCGGAUCUUCGUCUAAUAACAACAUAAAAACAGCCAUUCAGCCAAACAAGCCUGCAGGUGCAAGAGACGACUCGGACCCACAUGAUAAAGAAGUCAAUGGUGAACACACAGAAUCCAAAUUGGAAUUAUUUGGCUUUGAUUCUCUUGUUAACAUUCUUGGUCUCAAAAGUAUGACUGGAGAGCCGAUUCCUGUACCUUCAAGUCCUAGAGGUCGUGAAGAUGGUUCUGCUGCACAACAUCCAACGAUGCAGACUAGCGGUGUUGUGAAAUCAGGGACGAUGAUGGGAGUCUUUAUCCCAUGCUUGCAGAACAUAUUGGGGAUUAUCUAUUACAUUAGGUUUUCAUGGAUUGUUGGCAUGGCGGGCAUAGGGGGGUCUCUAGCAGUAGUAGCCUUAUGUGGCUUGUGUACUUUUUUGACUUCAGUAUCAUUGAGUGCUAUUGCAACUAAUGGUGCAAUGAAGGGUGGGGGACCUUAUUAUCUCAUUGGGCGUGCUUUGGGUCCUGAAGUUGGAGUCAGCAUAGGGCUUUGUUUCUUUCUUGGCAAUGCAGUUGCUGGAUCUAUGUAUGUCUUGGGAGCAGUGGAGACAUUUUUGAAUGCCGUUCCAAAGGCUGGACUUUUUAGAGAAACCAUCACGCAAGUGAACGGCACAGCAGUUGCAGAACCUAUAACAACUCCAAGUUUACACGACCUACAAGUCUACGGGAUUAUUGUUACUAUAAUUUUGGUUUUUAUAGUUUUCGGAGGCGUUAAAAUGAUUAACAAAGUCGCACCAGCCUUUCUUAUACCUGUUUUAUUUUCGCUUCUCUGCAUAUUCAUUGGAAUAUUUGCAGCAAGGAAGGACAAUCCAGCAGUUGGAGUUACGGGCCUGAGUUUGAAAUCUUUUAAAGACAAUUGGGGUUCUGCUUAUCAGACGACAAACAAUGCUGGGAUACCUGAUCCUAAUGGAGAGAUAUACUGGCAUUUCAAUGCAUUAGUAGGUCUUUUCUUCCCUGCUGUAACCGGAAUUAUGGCUGGUUCAAAUCGUUCUUCCUCAUUAAAAGACACUCAACGUUCUAUUCCUAUUGGCACAUUGGCUGCAACACUAACAACUACCGCCAUGUACUUUAUUUCUGUGUUCCUUUUUGGAUCUGUAGCUACCAGGGAGAAACUUUUUACCGACAGAUUACUGACAGCAACUAUUGCGUGGCCAUCUUCCGCAAUCAUAUACAUAGGAAUCAUUCUUUCAACUUUGGGUGCUGCUCUACAAAGUUUAACGGGGGCCCCACGUCUGUUAGCAGCAAUAGCCAAUGAUGACAUUCUACCUGUCCUUAAUUACUUCAAGGUUGUAGAUGGUGGUGAACCACAUAUUGCAACACUCUUCACAGCGUUCCUCUGUAUUGCGUGUGUUGUAAUUGGGAAUCUUGAUCUUAUCUCCCCAACCAUAACUAUGUUCUAUCUUUUGUGUUACGCGGGUGUCAACUUGUCUUGCUUUCUUCUCGAUCUCUUAGAUGCACCUAGCUGGCGUCCUCGUUGGAAGUUUCAUCAUUGGAGUCUUUCUCUUCUUGGAGCAUCUCUUUGUAUUGUAAUCAUGUUUUUGAUAUCUUGGUCAUUUACCGUGGUGUCCCUUGCUCUUGCUAGCCUCAUAUAUUAUUAUGUGAGUAUCAAGGGAAAAGCCGGGGACUGGGGAGACGGUUUCAAAAGUGCGUAUUUUCAACUAGCUCUUCGCAGUCUUCGCUCUUUGGGAGCAAGCAAUGUUCAUCCAAAGAACUGGUACCCGAUCCCGUUAAUUUUCUGCCGACCAUGGGGAAAACUACCCGAAAACGUGCCAUGUCAUCCAAAACUUGCUGAUUUCGCAAACUGUAUGAAGAAAAAGGGUCGGGGUAUGUCAAUCUUCGUAGACAUAUUAGACGGUGAUUAUCAAGAAUGUGCCGAAGAUGCCAAAACCGCUUGCAAAAAUCUCGCCACCUACAUCGAAUACAAACGUUGCGAAGGUGUCGCUGAAAUAGUAGUGGCCCCCACCAUGUCAGACGGUUUCCGAGGCAUUGUCCAAACAAUGGGCCUCGGGAAUCUAAAGCCGAAUAUUGUCGUGUUACGUUACCCCGAGAUUUGGCGGAGGGAAAACCUAACCGAAAUUCCGUCCACUUUCGUCGGGAUUAUUAACGACUGUAUUGUCGCUAAUAAAGCGGUUGUUAUAGUAAAAGGACUUGAUGAAUGGCCGAAUGAGUAUCAGCGACAGUACGGUACAAUCGAUCUGUAUUGGAUCGUUCGAGACGGUGGUUUAAUGUUGCUUUUGUCUCAACUUCUUCUAACGAAAGAAAUGUUCGAAAGUUGCAAGAUUCAAGUUUUUUGUAUCGCCGAAGAGGAUUCGGAUGCCGAAGAGCUUAAAGCCGACGUGAGAAAGUUUCUAUAUGAUCUUAGAAUGCAAGCCGAAGUUUUCGUUAUUUCAAUGAAGACAUGGGACCAUACUGGCGGCAACAGUGGCGGCGGGUCAAACACGCAAGAUGAUUCGGUGGAGGCGUUUACUGCCGCCCAAAAGCGGAUAAAGAAUUACUUGGCGGAGAUGAAGGAUCGAGCGGAACAGGAGGGGAAACCACUAAUGGCGGAUGGGAAGGAUGUGGUGGUGAACGAGCAACAAGUGGAGAAAUUCUUGUAUACGACACUUAAGUUGAACUCAACGAUUAUGAACUACUCGAGAAUGGCAGCAGUGGUGUUGGUCAGCCUGCCGCCACCACCGGUCAACCACCCGUCGUAUUUCUACAUGGAGUAUAUGGAUUUGUUGGUGGAGAAUAUUCCGAGGCUUUUGAUUGUUCGAGGCUACCGGAAAGAUGUUGUCACUUUGUUCACGUAGCGGAUGAACCGAAAACGUUUUUAUUUUUAUUUUUAUUUUUGGGUUCUAUCUAUAUAGCGUGGAAGAUAACGUUUUGUAGAUUAAACGUUAGAUUCAUUCUUUGUACCACACAAUUCAGUUUUGUUCUGUUAAAACUAUGCUUCUUCAAUCUUGAAGCAUUCUGGGGUAAGCUUCGUUCAAUGUCUACCAGGCUGAACUUUUGGGUU